Messenger RNA from Cokeromyces recurvatus, 203 nucleotides. RefSeq lists its product as uncharacterized. The record is from RefSeq and is a predicted model, not a curated record. The transcript has a single exon. Lineage: Eukaryota; Fungi; Mucoromycota; Mucoromycetes; Mucorales; Mucoraceae. The annotation marks the transcript as partial.
AUGUCUCGCUCACAGUAUCCUCCUAUUGUUCUUAACACUUCUUCCACUGCUCGUUUGCAUCCUUCUAGACAAACAGCAUCUAUUGGUGGCAACAAUAUUAAUGCUGAUAAUAGAAUAAAUCAGCUUGAAGAGCAGAUCGGUUCUCAAAGCCAAAGAAUCUCUCAGUUGGAAGAAGAGAUUACAAACUUAAAAAAUCAAAAUCU